Messenger RNA from Homarus americanus (American lobster), 990 nucleotides. RefSeq names its product bone morphogenetic protein 3-like. Gene Ontology annotation, biological process: SMAD protein signal transduction; BMP signaling pathway. Gene Ontology annotation, molecular function: growth factor activity; cytokine activity. NCBI's taxonomy places the organism in Eukaryota, Metazoa, Arthropoda, Malacostraca, Decapoda, Nephropidae. Gene Ontology annotation, cellular component: extracellular region. The annotation marks the transcript as partial. The record is from RefSeq and is a predicted model, not a curated record. The transcript is spliced from 5 exons.
AUGGAAUAUUCAGGAGUAUUCGACAGUCAACAGAGGUCCCGAUAUUCGACAUCUGAUUCCGAUAUUCAAGAGGUUGAGGUGACGCGGGCUGUGAGGGAGGCAAUGGGUGGCGACGGUGAAGGGAGGAUAGAGGAGCGUGGGCGAGUAGGCGUGAGGGUGGAGGAACUACGUCGUGGGCGUUAUGUCGGGCGUGAGUGGGUGGAAGGGAGCCACUUGUCCAAGACUCCGCCCCUGCUGCUGGUGUACAGUAGUGACCCCGCCAUCCUAGAUCUGGCCGCCCUGGGGGUCUCCGCCCUCAACUUCUCCCACAUCCGCACCCCCCACCCACACCCCAAGAACGCCCACAGAAACCCCGCCCACGGCAAGGGUGGCCACUACAAGCGCUACACCAGGGAGGCGGACCUGAGCUCCCAGUCACGCGAUAAGAGAUCACUGGAGGACCCAUGGGAGGACGUGGAGAUGCUGGAGACGGGCGUGGGUGGCCUGGGAGGGAACGCCCACACCCACGCUAUCCUCACCAACGAGCUGCCCCUUGACACCCACCAUAACGCCCUCACCCACGCCCGCAUGCCCCUCCUGCCCCAGGAGGUGGAGAGGGAAGAGGAGCGGGAGGAACGCCGUCAGCGUCGCCUUCAGCGUAAACAACGACGCCGAGGCAGAAAGGACAACCUUAUUCCGCUGCCCAAGAACUACUCCAAGACCAAGUGGGGCGAAGAUACGCGCCUCAAGAACGAUCGGCGGCGCAGGCGAAGGAGGAGGAGGCGCAGGAACCGUCGCCUGCCUGAGGAGUGGAUGGCCGUGGCUCAGAACACACUGAGCAACGAGGCCAACUCCCUGGGCUCGUCUGGGCUGGCAGUCGGGGCGCGGGCCUGUGAGAGACACAAACUAGGGGUAAACUUCAAGGACCUGGGAUGGGAUCGUUUCAUCGUGGCUCCCUCCUCCUUCGACGCCUUCUUCUGCGCUGGCGUGUGUCCCAACCCGCUCACCAAG